This is a messenger RNA of Piliocolobus tephrosceles (Ugandan red Colobus), 3560 nucleotides long. RefSeq names its product TRAF interacting protein with forkhead associated domain (gene TIFA). Gene Ontology annotation, molecular function: protein binding. NCBI's taxonomy places the organism in Eukaryota, Metazoa, Chordata, Mammalia, Primates, Cercopithecidae. Bases 1235 to 1792 code for a protein of 185 amino acids. Gene Ontology annotation, biological process: positive regulation of canonical NF-kappaB signal transduction; cytoplasmic pattern recognition receptor signaling pathway; innate immune response. Gene Ontology annotation, cellular component: cytoplasm. The record is from RefSeq and is a predicted model, not a curated record. The transcript is spliced from 3 exons.
UGAUGUCCAGCACAGAAGAGCUGGACACUUAAGAAUGCAGCAUCCAUGCCUUCUGUAUUCAGCUUUCAGAGACAGUUUCCAAUGGCAGUGCUUAUUUUUAUUUCUAUAUUUAUUGUAUUUCCUUUGUUAACACAGAUAUUACUGUUUGUCAGAUAUUAAUCAGUGUUUUACAACUUUUCCAUGUUAGAUAUCACAGUUUACCCCUUUAAUGAUACUUUGCUAGUCUCCAACCACUGUCAAUUCCAUAAACAUCAGAGGGUUGGUGAUGUUGUAAAGAAAAUAUUUGUUAAGUGUUUGAAUAGAUAUUGAAGUGCACAUGGUAUAAAAUUCCAAAGGCAUAGAGUGUGCAGUGGAGAGUAAGUCUCCUUCCUAUCUCGGGCCCCCAGUUUUUGUCUCCAGAGGUAACCAUUGUUAUCACUAUAUAAAAUCAUUGUUCCCCUGUUUCUUUGAUAACUUAUGACUAACAGAUUUCAAAAUGCUGUUUUGAGCAAAUGUGCACCAGUGAUUUUUAAACAUCUAACAAUUUUAAGUGUAUUAUUUUAGUUGUCAGCUUCUGUCUUUUCCUGUUUUUCUGCUGACCACUCUGAAAUGUCAGAGUGUUCAGGCCACUUUGUAGAGAGACCUUGUGGUUUUGGAGAUAAACAAAUAGAUUCGUUUCUAAGUUCCUUGAAGUCAGAGAUCAACAUGGUCUCUAAACAACCUGCCACAAUUACCGAUGAGUACUAGGUCCAUGCUAAUAUUAUACACCCAGGCUUAAGGAUAACUGAUAUUCACAGUAACCUGGUGCUUCAGAGCCUGCUCCUCCUAUGAGGUCGUACUAAUGGCAUAUUUUCCUCCCCAGUAUUAGAUUCUUAUUUGGUACCUUGCUGGUUGUAGCCCACACACCUUUAUGGCCCGUUUCUCUACAGGUUAACUGCUAAGGUUUGUGAAGUAACUGGUAAUCGGGCAGGCAGUGUUUGUAAUGGUUACGAGAGGAUGCAUUAGAGUUUGAGUUCUGUCUUUGACAUUGGAUUUGUGAUCUGGGCUGGUUUUUAAACCCUCUGAGAUUCAGCUCCCUCAUCAGUGAAGCAGUGAUUCACAGGGUUAUUUUGAAGAUGAGAUGACCUGUUGUCACCAAAAAGCAGACUGAGCUGCUCCUUGUGGGAACUGCUGAUGUUUUGACAAAAGAAAGUGGGAAGGUGGAACUACACAGUGGCUUUUAAGCUUCUGGUUGGAAGUGGGCCUUGUGCACAUCAUGACCAGUUUUGAAGAUGCUGACACAGAAGAGACAAUAACUUGUCUCCAGAUGACGGUUUACCAUCCGGGCCAGUUGCAGUGUGGAAUAUUUCAGUCAAUAAGGUUUUUUAACAGAGAGAAACUCCCUUCCAGUGAAGUGGUGAAAUUUGGCCGAAAUUCCAACAUCUGUCAUUAUACUUUUCAGGACAAACAGGUUUCCCGAGUUCAGUUUUCUCUGCAGCUGUUUAAAAAAUUCAACAGCUCAGUUCUCUCCUUUGAAAUAAAAAAUAUGAGUAAAAAGACCAGUCUGAUCGUGGACAGUAGAGAGCUGGGCUACCUAAAUAAAAUGGACCUGCCGUACAGGUGCAUGGUCAGAUUCGGAGAGUAUCAGUUUCUGAUGGAGAAGGAAGAUGGCGAGUCAUUGGAAUUUUUUGAGACUCAAUUUAUUUUAUCUCCAAGAUCACUGUUGCAAGAAAACGACUGGCCACCGCACAGGCCCAUACCCGAGUAUGGCACUUACUCGCUCUGCUCCUCCCAAAGCAGUUCUCCAGCAGAAAUGGAUGAAAAUGAGUCAUGAACACAGAAAGUCUAAGAGGAGAAAUAUGAAGAAUGAAAAGCUCUGUAGAUACUGUAUAGACACUACUUAUUAAGAGUUUAUUAGGGUUGUAUAUUAUAGUCAUCUGUUAUGCUAUGAAAUUUGGAAUUCAGUGUUAUCAUUUUGAAGCCUGUAAAUUGUGUUAGUCAUUAACUUAGUCACCUGUUGUAUUCCUGGAUCUACACAAAAUUAUUUUAAGUGCUUGUCUGUGAGGAUUAAUAUGCAAAAAGUAUCCUUUGAGAUGAAGUAGUGUUCUCAAAAUAAGGUUAUAUUGUUUUCUUCUGCUGCUUGAUUUUCAUCUUGUGUUUUGCUUUGUUUUUGUAAGGAACCAUCUCUUGGUUUGGUCACAUCAUUUCACAGCAGCCAUUUGUUUUUGAGGUCAAGGCUCCAAACAGGUUGUUACUGGUGUUUGCAGCAUGUCAGUACUUGCAGUACUGGAAUAUGUUCUAGGCUAGUGUCUGUGCGUCACUGUGGUUUUAGUAUAGGAGGACUUAUUUGAGAAAUACUACCUUGCUUUUCUAUGAUUUCUUUUUACAGAAUUAUAGUAUGUUUACUCCGAAGAUGACAGUUCUCUUUGUCUAUAUUCAGCAUCUAGGACAAAUAUUUAAACAUUUUAAAGAACCACUGUGUUAAGUUUAGGAUUAUUUACUUAUCAAAUUAGAAGUUUGACUUUUAUGUGUUAUACACAAUUUUAAAAUUUCACGAAUUCAUCUUUUUAAUAGUAUCCAUGUACAUAAAGUCAAAGUUUAAUUAACCAUUUUCUUUGAAUUUUUUUCUAAAUAAGGGAAAGAACUGUUCCUGGGCUACUUUACAUAGAUAAAUAUAUGUGAAUGUUUAUAAUUAACGCUAAAUAUUCCUAGUGUUAACUUCAAAAAAGUCUUUUUCAGUUCUUAAAUAAUAUUUUUUUAUUUAAGAUACUUAUUCAACUUAUCUUAACUAAGGUAGCUAGUGAAUGUUAAGUAGAUGAGGUAACCGUUCAGUUAAGUUAAAUUGUAGCAUUGCCAGGUAGUGAGGCUCGCUGUACAAUUUUCCAGGUAAAUGAAAUUUCCUGUAGUGAGAGGUCCAUGUUUUUGUAACAGCCUUUUAAAAAUGCUUUUGUGAACCCUCGAGCCUCUUACCAAAAGAGGCUUUAAACCUCAUCUUGAUUCAGAUCAUCAGUCUAUUCCCGGGCAAUAGUAUGUGAUGUCCAGCACCCUAACCCUGACUCCCCAGCCCUGGGACUGUUCCAGUAGAGUGAAAUAUUUGUCCCUGUACAAAGUGGCCUGAAUGACUGCUUGAGUUUGUGUGUCUAGUUUUCCUGCUUAUUCCCUGUGAUGCCCAGAGUAAUGGCCUACCCAAAGAUGUCCAGAGUUCAUGUGCUAGUCUCCACAACUUGUAACUGUGCUGUUACAUGGCAAAGGGGAAUGAAUGCUGCAGAUGGAAUUAAAAUAGAUUAUGCUGGAUUAUCUUGGUGUGCCCAAUUGAUCACCAGAUCCUUAAAAGUGGAAGAGAGGCAGAUCAGGAUGUCAGAGUGAUGAGGUGUGAGACGGACUUGACCUGCUGUCGCUGGAAAGAAGGAGGUCAUGAGCCAAGGAAUAUGGACAGUCUCUUGAAGCUGGAAAGUGUGCAUUGGACAUCUGGAAGCCAGAAAAGACAAAGAAAGAUCCAGAGAGGAACAAAGUCUUGUAGACACCCUGAUUUUGGUCCAGUGAGAUAUAUUUGACUUGUUAACCUACAAAACUUUAUGAUGAUAAAUUUGUGUUGGUCAUAA